This is a messenger RNA of Linnemannia hyalina, 2169 nucleotides long. Lineage: Eukaryota; Fungi; Mortierellomycota; Mortierellomycetes; Mortierellales; Mortierellaceae. The record is from the annotation of a GenBank genome assembly.
AUGGAGCAGAUUCUUAUCUCAGUGGCGCUUAAUAUCCAGAAAUAUGCUCAUAACCAACUCCAGCCUGGCGCAGGGACGCCGAGCACGGACCCUAAGCUCUCCAUCGCCCCGAUUCCUUACCACGCCGAGGAUCAAUUCGACACCCACGAUACCCAGGGACUUUCAAGCGUAGUCACCUCCAACCCUUCAUACCAACACCAACAUCAACGCCAUGUGGACACCGACAGUGCAAGUGUACACAGUUAUCAGAGCAGUCAUAGUAGCGGGAUCAGCAUCCACUAUGACCAUGGCAACCACGACAGCGAUACCAGUGAGCAGAGCGACACCUUUGCGGCGGCACCACAAAGACCCGGACAGGACGACUGCAAGAGCACCGAUUCUGGCUCCGACACGGCCUAUCUGCAUUCUAAGGCCUGGUGGACCGGAAUGACUCUGAUGAUUCUCGGCGAGUGCGGCAACUUUAUGGCCUAUGGCUACGCUGCAGCGUCCAUCAUCGCACCCUUGGGCACCGUUGCUCUGAUCAGCAAUGUCAUCCUCGCACCACUUAUGUUACGGGAACCCUUUCGACGCCGCGACCUCUUGGGCGUUGUUAUUGCCAUCAUCGGGACUGUUGUCGUCGUGGUCAACUCAAAGGAAAGCGAGAUAAAGUUCCUCGUCUACUUCAUCAUCAGCAGCGUUGCCCUUGGGGUGCUUAUUUCACUCUCGGACACCAUUGGAAGCGAGUACAUCUUCAUCGAUCUCUCCGUUGUAGCCAUCUUUGGUGGUUACACCGUCUUGGCAACAAAAGGUGUCUCGUCUCUGCUGAGUCUGUCCUUUUACAAGAUGUUCACAUACCCAAUCUCCUACUUGUUGGUCUUUGUACUCGUCUCGACUGCUGUCUUGCAAAUCAAGUUCCUCAACAAGUCUCUCCAGCGGUUUGACUCCACUCAAGUUAUCCCUACCCAGUUUGUCCUUUUUACAACCAGCGCAAUCAUUGGAUCAGGAAUUCUGUACAACGACUUUGACGAGAUGGACUUCAACAAGGGGCUUCACUUCUUGACUGGCUGUUGCAUGACCUACCUUGGCGUUUAUUUCAUCACCUCACACCGCGACAAGGACGAGCCCGACUCACCUAUCGUCAAUCCAGACUGGACCGUGGCCUCACAACAACCUUACGUCCCUAUCCCGCAGCGCUCGUCGUUUGACCUGUACCCACCAAACAGAGUGGUAUACCAACCCGAGCACAGCAGGUCGGAUCUUUUCCUGGAGCAAGGACGAGCUCAACCUCGGGAUAUGAGCUACGGAAUCCCACCGCACCCCAACCGUCCUCUGCGCCCAACAAAUGCAGGAGAUUCGUUCGGUCGGGAUGCCUCUGUACCGCUCUUGGGAACGUCUGCCAAGCAGUCAACGCCAGUGCCCAGAGAAGCAGGAUUCUCGCUUACCAGCAGCAUGCACAAUGUCCUCGCCGCCGUCGGCGCUCGCCACACAAGCCUACUCAGUCUAGGAAAUGGCGGUGGUGGAUCCAUUGAUCCACGGUUUCAUGCGCCUCACCUGCAGGAGCGCUCUCAGUCUCACGAUGGAAAUUACAACCAGCCUCGGCGCAAGGUUUCGACACCCAUGCUGAGAGAGAACAAUCACAACAAUCACAGAGAAAUACCGCCAUUGCCACCAAAGAUCAAGACAUCCGCAGGAGUGGCUGUCCCAGGACCUUCUUCAGGACGGAGAGGAGACCGGCACGCGUUUCCGUCGCCCAGUGAACACGAGUUUAUGACAAGUGUCGCUCGGUCAAUCGACUCUGUCUCGUCUUCGACCCCUCGGGCGUCUUCAAAGUUCCCUGUAGCUGGAGGGAUUAUGACCGCCAGUCCGACUAAGCUUCACCAUCAUCCGGCAGGCGAAGGGUCAGCGUAUUCGUUCCGGACCCUGAAAUCACCUACGGGAUCGACUCACCCGCCAUUGUCGUCGUAUGAGCAAGAGGGUUGGGCGUCGGCAUUGCCACCAUUGCAUCCGUCGUCAUUAACUGAAGCAGGUCAACAUAACCCUCAUCAAGCCCAGCGACCUAAAAAGAAGACUGGUAGUAUCAGUGGAGCGACUAUUGUUCAGGAUGAGGAUUUGUCUACGGUGUCGCCCUCCCAGGCCAGACGCAAAGGUAGUGUACCUAAAGGAGAUGAUUCAUCUCGUCAGCAACAAUAA